Molecule: messenger RNA, 698 nt
Organism: Alosa alosa (allis shad)
Lineage: Eukaryota; Metazoa; Chordata; Actinopteri; Clupeiformes; Clupeidae
Product: homeobox protein Hox-B4-like
Exons: 4
Coding region: 383-658 (91 amino acids)
Source: RefSeq, a predicted model, not a curated record
CACAACAUGGUGGCCUACUGCCAAAAUGCAGACAAAUGUCGGCGUGCCACCAUCGCUGUGCAUUUCGACGAGGUUUGGGAUGACUAGGACUGCAAUGAGAUGUGUGAUAUCACCAAGCAUGACCGCGAGGUGCUUCUGAUCGUGGAGCUGGCCGGCUCGCUGGACGAGAAGGUGACCCCACUGAAGGUGUCCGAAACAUGGCUGGGCAAGGGCCCUGCCAAACGCCGGCAGAUGAUCCAUGUCACAGCUCUGACCCGCUUUGAGGCUUCACGGGCCUCACCCCCAUGUAUGUAGGCAAGGUGUCCCCGACUCCUCUCCGCUGGGCAUUUGGAACGCUCCACCAGCUGGGAGUGGUGGUGGGAAUCCUCAUCGCCCAGAAAUCAUGGAUGACAGCAGCAUGGAUGACAGCGGCAUGUAUACCAGCGGUGGUGAAUCCCAGGCUACCACAAUAUUAUUCUCCAGGAGUGAGGGUGACUUUGUGUCGCCCUCUGAGUUUGAGGACGAUGGGCACAGCCCUCCUCCUUCUCCACCUCCACCUCCACCUUUACCACCACCCCAGGGCUUGCUCCCCAGACAGCCCAGACUGUGGCUGGAGAAUGAUAUGGAUGGCUACCUUGGUGACGAGGAAGAUAGCGAUGAGGAUGAUGAAAAUUUGUAAUUUUGUAUAUUCUUUAUCUUCUUCGGCCCUUAUUGCUUAG